AUGGUGAGGAAGAGCAAGGGCCGGCAAAAGAUCGAGAUGGUGAAGAUGCUAAACGACAGUAACCUCCAAGUGACCUUCUCGAAACGCCGCUCCGGCCUCUUCAAAAAAGCAAGUGAGCUUUGCACCCUCUGCGGCGCCGAGAUCGCCAUUAUCGUCUUCUCGCCCGGCAAGAAGGUCUUCUCGUUCGGCCAUCCGAGUGUGGAGACUGUUGUUGAUCGGGUCCUCACCCGAAACCCGCCUCAAAACUCUGGCACGCUUCAGAUGCUAGAGGCGCAUAGAAACGCCAGCGUUCGGGAGCUCAAUGUGCAACUCACUCAGGUGAUGAACCAACUGGAGGCCGAGAAGAAGCACGGGGAGGAACUGAACCGAAUGCAGAAAGCAAACCAUGGACAGUGCUGGUGGGAGGCACCCAUUGAAGAGCUAGGGUUGCCACAGCUUGAGCAGUUGAAGGUUUCUCUGCAGGAGCUGCAAAAGAACGUGGGAAAGCAGGCUGACAGACUUCUGAUUCAGACUUCAAAUCCUUCUACAUUUUUCGCAGCAGGAAAUUCCAAUCAAGGGCUAAAUAUUAAUCCUUUUGAGACCAAGAUUCCUUAUGAGGCAAAGAAUAUUAAUAAUAUUAAUGUCGGGUUAAGUGGGAAUGUGAUGCCACAAGCAUACAAUCUGGGAUAUGGUCGAGGGGUUUUCUGA
This is a messenger RNA of Corylus avellana, 687 nucleotides long. Its product is annotated as agamous-like MADS-box protein AGL62. The record is from RefSeq and is a predicted model, not a curated record. Gene Ontology annotation, molecular function: DNA-binding transcription factor activity, RNA polymerase II-specific; RNA polymerase II cis-regulatory region sequence-specific DNA binding; protein dimerization activity. Lineage: Eukaryota; Viridiplantae; Streptophyta; Magnoliopsida; Fagales; Betulaceae. Gene Ontology annotation, biological process: positive regulation of transcription by RNA polymerase II.